Molecule: messenger RNA, 1212 nt
Organism: Clonostachys rhizophaga
Lineage: Eukaryota; Fungi; Ascomycota; Sordariomycetes; Hypocreales; Bionectriaceae
Source: the annotation of a GenBank genome assembly
AUGUCGCCUGAUCCAUUCGAUGGCGGCUCCCGCUCCCGCCGCGGAGUUUGGAGUCAUUGGGUGCCUCUCGCAAUCACCCUGACUGUCGCGACAGCUGGAGUUGCAGCCUGGGCUUGGAGCCAGCGCAAGGAUUCAGAUGACGACGACGAGCCAGGCCUGGACUACGACAAUGCCGACUAUGGCGACAACCCGGCCUACGGUGCUUCGAGGACCGAGUUUACUCCCUCUAAGCCCCCGCGGUCACAGCAGCCUCCUUAUGCGGAUGAUCAGCAAAGCUUUGGAGUAGCGCCGGGACCGUCCAGCGAGGCGUCCGCGCCUGGAUGGGGCGCAAGAAUGUCCGGUGCGCUCCGGCGAACACCCAGCCCGCAGCAGCUCAUUGAUUCUACUGGGAAAUCUGUCGCUGCUGGGUUCGCUGCCAUGGGUAAGGCCCUAGCAUCAAUCCGCGAGGAGGACAAGUAUUCCGAGAAUAACCCUUGGUCGGAAGAGGCAGAUUUGAAGCAAGAACGUGCCCCCGCGUCGACAAGCAAGAAGAGGAAGACUGUCGUCCUCGUCGUUUCGGCAGACUCGUCCCUUUCGGAGGCCGAUAGUGGUGGGUAUCAUGAGCAUGCGUCAAUUCUGUCCCACAUUCCUCGGCAUAAUGACUUCUCGAAGAUCAAGCUCUUCAUUUUGAUUUAUGCACCGAGCUUGAAGGACACACCCCUGGACCCCGCUGCAUCUAGUAACCUUCCGCCUCCUUCGUUGAGCUCAUCAUAUUCUAACAUUGAGCACAAUCAAGCUCAAACUCCAGGAGAUGAAGCCAAGAGCCCACAGCUGAACGCCUCUACCAACCCAGCAUUCAAUGCUGUGUACUCACAGGCGCUGUCGCUUGUCGACAAAGAAACCAUGGUGAUUCCAUUCACUACCCCGAAUGGUCAUGUACACAUUCUACGUCAUCUUCAGCCGGAGGUUGUUUAUCUCCAGGAGUCUCUUUCAGGGGACAAUGGUAGCAUUAUCACCAACCUGCAAACUUGGCUGCGCUACGACGUCAUCUUGGUUGUGGGGGCUGAAAGCUCUGGUGGUCUUGCCGACAGCGAGUCUGAGGCGGAGAGAAACACCAAGGUUACGAAAUGGUGGCAGAGGCCCGAGAGGGUCGGUCGUGGCCGCGGUGUUGUGGUUGUUGAUGGUGGCAGGGUUCAUGAUGAUUGGACGCGCCGCGUUCAGGGCCUGGAAUAG